AUGUUCGGAUUAUUUGGGGCAUGGGAGGCAUUGGUAAAACCACCCUUAGCUAGUAUUAUUUAUCAAAGAUUGUCAAAUUCUCAUUUUGAGGCUCGCUGCUUUCUUAAGGAUGUUAGGGAAGAAUCCUCCAGAAAUGGAACAAAUCAUUUGAGGAAAGAACUUCUUGCGAGCUUAUUAGAUAAGGAUGAAGCUAUGCUAAGAAUGGACACCACAUCUGCAACGUCACCUUUUAUGCGAAAGAGAUUUCGUCGAAGGAAGGUACUGGUAGUUUUAGAUGACUUGGAUAGUUCAAUGUUCCAAUUCAAAACUUUAAUUGAAGGGUAUGAUGAUUUUGCCCCUGGAAGUAGAAUUAUUUUUACAACUAGGGAUGUCCAAGUUCUUAAGACUGUAGCUGAUGAAAUUUACAAGGUUGAGGAGCUAGACUACUUUGAAUCUCUUGAUCUUCUCUUGGGUUCUUCCCUGCACUCCAAAAGCAAACAAGAAUGGGAAAAUACAUUGGACAGGCUCAAAAUGUAUCCAAAUCCCAACAUUCAAAGAGUAUUGAGAAUAAGUUAUGAGGGACUAGAUGAUGAAGGGAUUCAAAAAAUAUUUCUUGACAUUGCGUGUAUCUUUCAGUCACAUUAUUUUGAAGACGAACUAGAAAGCAAAUUAGAUAGCAGUGGUCAUUCCUUUGUGAAACUAGGAAUAAGUGAUCUCAUUAACAAGUCUUUAAUAAAUGAAAGUAGCAUAAAAUGCUUAGGACCUCUUGGUACACCAAUGCCAAGGCUCAAGAUGCAUGAUUUGCUACAACAAACAGGCCGAUCAAUUGUCAGGGGCGAAAGCAAAGAGCCAGGAAACUGUAGAAGCGCCACCAUCGAAGGUAUAUCAUUCAAUAUGUCAGAAAUUAGAAAAGUUGUAAAAGUGAGCCCUGCAGCCUUCUCAAAAAUGUAUGAUCUACGAUAUCUUAAAAUUUAUGCCAUUCAUGAAAACAAGAAGUGCAAAUUGUGUCUUCCUCAAGGUCUCGAUUCUUAUCUUUCUGAUACGAUAAGUUAUUUCGAGUGGGAAUCAUACCCUUUGAAAAUUUUGCCAUCAGAAUUCAUUCCAGAGAAUCUUGUUGAACUUGGACUACCAAACAACCAACUUGAGGUGCUUUGGGAUGAAUCCCAGCCUCUUGAGAAGUUAAAAGUGAUCGAUCUUAGUCAUUCUGAGCUCUUGACUCAAAUACCAAAUCUAUCUCAGGCUUCAAAUCAUGAAAUUAUAAAUCUUGAAGAUGUUGAAGGGUUAUCAGGGCAUGAGAACUAUGAAGCUAUUUAUUGCAACAAUAUUGAUAAGCUGAAGUCUUCAGAAACUCCUAAUGCAAACUUUCCAAUGAAUUUAAGAACUUUGUUUUUGGGUGGGACAGCAAUUGAAGCAGUGCCUUCAUCAUUUGGGUGUCUCUUGGGUCUUGUUCAAUUGGAUUUGGAUAACUGCAAAAGACUUAAAAGUAUACCAACCAGCAUUUGUAAGUUGAAAUCUCUUGAGUCAUUGAAUCUCUUUAAAUGCCCGAAUCUUGAAAAUUUUCCUGAAAUUUUAGAGCCUAUGGAAUGCUUGAAAUGUCUAAGGUUAGAAGGAACGGGCAUUAAAGAGUUACCUGAGUCAAUUGUAAAUCUAAUUGGGCUCGAUAGGUUGUUCCUUGAGGGAUGUUCAAAACUUCAAAAAUUGCCUACCCUUCCACUUGGUUUGUCAUACUUGGAUGUAGAGAAUUGUGAGAGCUUGAAAUCAUUGGCACAUCUUCCAUCAUCUUUGGAACAUUUGUUGGCAAGCCAUUGCACAUUACUGGAGACAAUAUCAAGUUGGAGAACUCCGCUUGGAUAUGAAAUCAGUGACUCAUAUUCUAUGGAUGGAAGUAUUAGAUUUGAUAAUUGUCUGAAUUUGGAUCAAAACACACGCAACAACAUAAUCCCUGAUCCUGCACUGUUUAGAAUUCUGUCUAGUGCAACAUCAUACAAGAAACGCCCAAUUGAUCAUCAAGGACUGGAAUUCCCAUUGUUUAUUUGUUAUCCUGGAGAUGAAAUUCCAAAGAGGUUCAGCUAUCAAAGCUUGGGGAGUUCAAUGAAUAUUCAGCUUCCACCAAACUGGUGCAAUACCAACUUCUUGGGUUUUGCUGUCUGCUUUAUUAUUGAUCAAUACUCUCAUAUAACUGAUGGAAUUGAAUACAAACUCAGUUUCAAAACCAUCAAUGAAAACAGUCUUUAUGAUUUUCAUGAUUCUGAUUGGUUGUAUCGUCUAGAGAAGAUCAAUUCAGAGCAUGUCUGGACUUUGCAUGAAGCUUCAUUGUCUUGCAAAGGGUUUGAAGAAAAGUUUGGAGCAAAUUGGCCCUCUAUUUGUAGCAACAUUGUCACCGGGAUUUCUUUCCAUGUCCGACCUUUUCGCCAUGAUGAUAGAUUUCAUGAUUCAUGUGUGGAAGAAGGUGUUGAGCAUUGCAAGAUAAAAAAGUGUGGAAUUUGGAUGAUAUAUGAGGAAGAUGCAGAUCAAGUAUUGGAUGGUGCAGAAGAGGAACCAGAAGUAGAAACAAGUACAAUUAAAAGACGCUUUGGUGAAUCGUCUGAAGGCGGUGGAGUUAGUAUUACUGAUGUUGUUGGCUCUGAUGAUAAGAAGGAAUACCAACACAAAAGAAGAGUCAUAUCCUCUGGUUAA
This is a messenger RNA of Ziziphus jujuba (common jujube), 2655 nucleotides long. Its product is annotated as disease resistance-like protein DSC1. The transcript is spliced from 5 exons. Gene Ontology annotation, biological process: defense response. The coding region runs from base 1 to 2655 and encodes 884 amino acids. Lineage: Eukaryota; Viridiplantae; Streptophyta; Magnoliopsida; Rosales; Rhamnaceae. Gene Ontology annotation, molecular function: ADP binding. The record is from RefSeq and is a predicted model, not a curated record.